AGUCCGUUGGUCAACACUGCCUUUAAGGCCGCCGCGUCCAGAAAAUCACGGCUCACCUAGCCGCUGCACAAUAUCCUCCUUGGUAAAACACACACGGACCGACGGACCCAUUCAGCACAAGGAAGCCUUUUCAUCCUCUUCCCGAAAUACCCGUGGUCGAGAAUGUGCUGUUGAAUAUGGUUGCUAGAGUAACGAGCUCUUAAUGUGAGGUGAAUGGACGCUGUUUUCUUUUCUCAAUCCCAGUCUGCCAAUCACGUCCUCAGCAGCGGGCCGGGCCGAUAUCACGACGUGAGGCAGGACGGCGCCGUCUGCAGAUCGUCAGGACUGCGGUAUGGGGUAGAGCCUGGCCCGGAGAUGUGUUCCCUGGUGCUGCUGCGGGGUCUGGGCGCGUGUCAGGCCGUGUGCGGGGUGGUGGCGGUGUGGCUCGGCACGCUGGAGAUACUGACAGCAUGGACACCGUACCCGGGAGUCAGCACUCUUCCCAUUGGAUGCGGAAUCAUGUUUGUGCUGGUUGGCGCCCUUGGCCUGCUCCUCACGUUGGACGACACGUGUGCCGCCUGCAUGAUGGGUCUCCUGACGAUCCAGUCCACGCUGAACUGCCUGCUCCUCGCGCCGCUGGCCUGUAUCUCAGCUGUUCUUGGCGUGCUGCACACCUGUCAGACACGGGCCGGAUCUGGAGACACGUCAACUCACGACUGGCACCUUCACCUGGAGAUAGGGAUCAUCUGCGCAUGUGUAGUGGAGGCAGGGGCGGCGGGAGUGACUGCUGUCCUGUGCGGCUGCUGCGAGAUUUUCGGCUGCAGAGAAAAGACAAAUGUCGAGACGGUGGCUCUGAAAGAAACAACCCAGGCGAACAUGUGUAAAGGAAAAACAAAGUGUAUGACGAACGUUCCUGUAAGCAGGAAUGUCAGCGAUGCAAAGAAAGCCCGUUCCCAAACACACGCACCGUCCCGUGUGGACGGGCCGGACAGACGGAAGUCUGCCGCCGCUCAGAGAUCAGCUGCUCGGCCGCUAGACGUCCUGCCGCCGAAAAGAUCCGGAUUAAGAUUGUUUGUUGGAAGAGCGGAGAGCUGUUCAAAUGAUACGUCAACAGCCGUCCAGCCGAGAAUUACCUUAGAAGAACUGGGAUCCUUCCAACAGACUUCUGAGUCCAGAAGGUCGUCUGUUGUGGAGACAUGGGCACCUGAAGCUCCGCUGCCAGGGUCCACACAGGACAGUAUAGAGCUGACGGCGUGUGGCGUACAAACACUUCCGAUGUCAGAGGACAAGACACCUGACGUCACUGAAGAUGAAGAGAGCGCGUCUCGGAGACCACCGGUCUUUCUUAAACCUCUUGAUUCAGCCCGCAUCCCUCCCAGACUUGUGCGAAAUAGGCUGGAUCCUGAGCACGUCGGAUCUACCGCAAGUUUUGUGUCACUAGACGGGAGUUCCUGCGACCUGUCACCGAUCUGGAACUCAAACGACAUGCCGGGCAGGGGCGACAGGCGGCCUCCUGUCAGAAAGCCGCUGCCUCCUCCAUCUGUACUGAAAACUUCAACAGUACUGCCAGCAGAAAGGUCUCCCGAUUUUUACAAACCAGACGGUUUUAAAACUCACAAGAUGCCGCCACUAGACAAUUCCAAACCAAGAGACUUUGACUGUCCGCAGGACGAGGACGUGGAGACAUUCACACUUAGAAGAGAUUCUUUGGAAACGUUUGAAGAAGAUGCGAUUCCGUCUAAAGUGAUGACAAAGUCGACGAUGGACAACGAUGAAAGGGUCAGAAAUGACAUGAAUGACGUACCCUUAACGGCAGUUACCAAAAAGCCGGAGUUCUAUAGUUCUUCAGGUAGCGGUGCUCGGUCGAGCAUACCUUCUACCGGAGGCCAUGUUGACGGCGUGAGCACGAAGAUACCGGCGGUGACGGAGGAGUCUCUGAUGAUGCUGGAUGCUGUAGACAGGGAACUGGACGAGGCAGAGACGCUGAUACAGUCAGGCAGCAGACGGCAGUGUUCAGCCGGUUUAAGACGGGCUGAUGAGUACAGUAACACGACCGACAAGAGCGACAAACACACGACAGCUCACGACGGUUCUGAGAUCAUGUCUCGGUUAGAUCCGGACGUCCAGAAGGGACGAGUUCUCGCUGUAUCCCAGAAACCAUCACUUCUACUGGAAAAUGAAGGACAGCCGGUGGACAGUAUGAAAGCAAGAAAAGACCACAGCGGCCAAUACUGUCUCUCCGUGAAAAGGGCGGCAAGCUUUGAUCUCUGUAAGAAAGAUGACGUCACGGAUGUUGAACGUGAGCUGGCUGAGGCAGAACAGCUGAUCCAACGGUCAUCGGAGCUGGAAAACGGCAUGACAGACCGGCCGUCAGGACAGGACCCGGCAGGCGCGGCACCGGUCUCCGCCGGCAGGGCUGACGUCGAUGAACACAUGGAGGCCGCUGAGACGCUGAUCCAGAUGUACGAGGUCACAGAGGCCCUGCAGAAGGCCAUGGCCCUGAGGAACCUACCGGCGCUGGAGGCCGCCAUCACCGCCGUGCAGAGGGCCGGGGUGGAGGACAAAGUUAAACACGAGAUAAACAGGGCAAACAAACUGCUCCUGUCCCUGCGGCAACUGGACAAGUUGAAACAAGAAGUUCUGAAGCUGCGGCAGAGCACGGUGUCGGAGAUCCGCAGCUAUAACAAGCCCCACCCAGCGGUCAAAACCGUCAUGACAGCCGUGUACCUGCUGCUGGGCACCAGGGAGAAAGACACGGAGAACUGGCAGUCAGUGCAGAUUCUCCUCAGUAAGGCUGGUGCAGAGGGGCUGAAGAGACGAGUGUCUGCUUGUAACGUAGCUAAGAUCCCCGUGGCAGUGGCCAACAGGUCCCGGCAGUUCCUGGGCAAGUACAACCUGGACGAGAUCAGAGACGUCAGCGCAGGAGCCGCCACUCUAUACUUAUGGGCAACAGGUGUUGUCCAGGAGGUUCGGGACAGAGCGAGAGAGCAGAGACAGCUCAACUUCCUGUCACCCACCUCCUCAUCCACCGCUGACACAGACACUACAACAUAGCAACCUUUCCAGAACUGGUGUCUCAAGCUUUGGAGUCUUUUCUUGUAGUCAUAUUCAGAAUUGGAAGAGGUAAACUUAGAGACUGAGUAUAAAAUAUCAUCUGAAGUAAUUGUACUACAAGUACUCAAUUUCACUAUAAACAUACGAUGUUCUUCCAGGGAAGUCAUUUAGCGUAAGUCUUCGUAGACUGCACUAUAAAUACAUGCUCGCAAGGUGUUUAAAUGUGCAGGUAAAAACGAAAUAGGCCAUACACAUUGUUAAAGGAAGAAUAUUUCUUAAAAUGGGCUGAAUAUUUGAAUCUGCCUAUGUACGUUUCAGCAGAAUGGCAUUGUAAUUCUGAUUUAAUAAUUUGUCUGGAAACUUCUGUUGAUAUUUAGAAAUGAUAAUGGAUUAUUCCGUUUGAAUGUGUACAAUUUGCUACUGCAAACCUUUAGAACUUCAUAUUAAAAACAAGAUCGACUUUGCAUUUUCGACUGUACCUUCGAGUAAAAUGCAUAAUUAAUAAAAGAUAUUGAUACUGAUAAAUAAAAUACUGAGAGUAUAUCUAUUUGUAUAUUUAUAACAAGUACAUUAAUUUUUUAUAUCUAGUAUCUACUU
Branchiostoma belcheri (Belcher's lancelet) is the source of this 3630-nucleotide messenger RNA. RefSeq lists its product as uncharacterized. The record is from RefSeq and is a predicted model, not a curated record. The coding region runs from base 214 to 3033 and encodes 939 amino acids. The transcript is spliced from 13 exons. Lineage: Eukaryota; Metazoa; Chordata; Leptocardii; Amphioxiformes; Branchiostomatidae.